Prorocentrum cordatum is the source of this 696-nucleotide messenger RNA. The record is from the annotation of a GenBank genome assembly. NCBI's taxonomy places the organism in Eukaryota, Dinophyceae, Prorocentrales, Prorocentraceae.
AUGCCGCGCGCGCGCGCCCCGCGGGCGCUGGCCGUCGCCUGCCUGCUGGGCGCCUCAGCGGCGACCAGGGCGGCGACCAACGGCACCGCCACGGCGGCGGCGGACAGCGAGGCCGGGAGGGCGGUCGACGCGGCGCUGUCCGCGGUGCAGGGGGCGCUGCUGCUGUCCGCGGCCCUGCCGCAGCACGACGGCCCCAGGCCCAGCAGGCAGACCGAGGAGCAGAUGAGCAGGGCGGGCAGCCUCGUUUACAACUCCUACCAGCUCCUGGCCUCGGCGCAGCAGCACGUGGAGUUCGCCCGCGAGCAGCUGCAGGCCGGAGACCACGCGGUGGACGUGGCCCCGGACAUCGCCUCUGGCGACAGCCUCGUGCAGCUGGCGAGGGCGAGGCUGACGGAGGGGGACUCCCUGUCGCAGAAGGCCCGGGGGGACUUCGUGGGGGGCACGCCGGCGGACGGCGCCGACCCGCUCGGCCCUCCGCCCGAAGUGCCCCGGGAGUGGGACAACGUGGACAAGAUGCUGCGCCGCUCGAGGGCGAAGCUGGUGAUGCUCCAGGAGACGGUGCAGGAGGCCAAGAAGCUGGCCCGCAAGGCGGGCCAGAAGCUCCGCACGGUGAGCGCCAAGGACGCCGCGGCUCAGGAGGAUCGCUACGGCGAGCAGCAGGACGCGAAGAUCCUGGACUUCCUCUCCAGGUACUGA